GCGACGCACAGUUCACCAUUCAGACUCAUUCGUCGCUCGCGUAAGGUUGUAACGGCGACAAACGGCAAAAUAAUUCUGCGCGCCUCAUUCAAAAAGGCAACGGGAACACAUUCUAACUGGCAAGCAAGUGCGUGCUUCGCUGCGUGGGUGCUUAGGUGUGAGCGCGAGUGAGAGAGUCCGUGUUUGUUUUACGAUUCCAAGCGAGAUAGAAAUAGCAGCUGCCAGGCUGUUGUGUUUGCUAAACAAAUAACGGAAAAACAAAUACAAGGCAGCAGCAGCAUAUUCGAAUUUUUGGAAGCAGCACGCAAAAUGUGUUGUCAAAUGUUCCAAAACGGCGUGUAAUAUGUAAUUAAAAAAAAUUAUUUAAAAAUAUUGCUAAAAAAAAAAAAAACUGAAUGAAACGUAGAGAGUGAAGCAACGGAAAAAGAGAAAAGAACAGAGAAGAUGUUGAUUGAGUGCAUUUCGCGAGACAUUCCUUGAAACGAAGAGAUCCAAGAGAACCAGAUACCCAGAGACCCAGAGAAUCGAACUUAAUCAACGAAAAUAGAAAACAGAAGCUCACCGUUCAAAAGAAACCCACCGAGUUAAGAGUGAUUUGGAUCGAGCAGUAGUAGCAGCAGCAGCAGAAGAAGCAGCAGCAAAUGAACUUCAAUCCUGCCAGCGUUGUAGCCGCAGCAGCAGCAGCCGUCCACAGCACCACGCAUCUCCUUCCUUUGCCCACGUUUCGGAGCUCCAACGCCCACGCCGCAGCAGCAGCGGCCGCAAUCAGCAUUGGUGUGGCGGGCGUCGGUGGCGAAAUCUCACCAAAAAUCAUGGAAUGGACCAACGACGAUGCACUCGAGCUCAUCGAACAGUACCGCUGCCACACAGAGCUUUGGAACCGGGCCGAUCCCAAGUACAAGGACAAAUUGUGCCGCUUCCGAGCGUGGUCCGAAAUAGCCGAGCGAUUCGGGUGCAGCAAGGCUGAGGUGGAGCGAAAAAUGAAUGUCCUGCUCACUCAAUAUCGCCGCGAGAAGCACAAGAUGUUUGUGAAAAUUUAUCAGGGCAUUCAGCCCAAUCCGUCCAAGUGGUAUGCCUUCAAGCGGUUCGAUUUCAUGGAGGCUGGCGGCGGCAGUCUCAGCGGCCUGUCGAGUGGCAGUAGCAGCGGUGGCGGCGGUGGCAGCAGUAGUGGUGCAAAUGCGACCACUGGGGGCACACACAAUGGCCUAAAUGGCUUGGCGGCGGCCGCUGUGGCAGCGGCUGCCUAUGAGAGCAGCACUAUGGCGGCAGCGGGCAAUGGUGGUGCGACGGGCGGCACCGCCAGUGGUGGUGCUACAACAACAACAACACCAUCGGGCCAACAUAGACGUAUCAAGACCAAAGAGCUGAAAUAUUUUGGCGCGAUGGGCCUCAACAUACCCAUGCUGAUAGCGAGCAGCCAGACGAUGGACAGUUGGAACACUGGUGGUCAGUACUCGCCGCCGAACUCUGGCGCGAAUAGUCAACUACGUGUACCUCUGCCCAUGGCCUAUGGCGGUGGCGCGGCGACUACUCCGGGUGCCAAUCUCUAUGGCGGCAGCAGUGCCGGUGGCGGCGGUGGCAGCAGCAGCAGCGACUUUCAUCCCAGUCCACAUAAGACCAUGGAUACGUCCGAUAACGAGGACAACAACAACAAGGAGGAAGUAGUGCUGGGUACACUAUCCGCGAAACUGGAGCGUCGCACACCAUUGCCAAACGUGGUUGGGGGCAGCAGUGGCGGUGGGGGCGGUGGUAGCAGUACUCGCGAUGCCGCUGAGCUUGGUGGCAGUGAUGCGCUAACAUCCGCCGCUGGAGCAGCUGUCAGCGAAGCCGGUUCUAGUCCCAUACCUAACACUAACACGCACGAGGCGCACAAGAUCGCCCACGCGCAUCAUCACCAUCAUCGGCAGCAGCUAUCGAGUCCCUCGGCGCGCUCGUCCACCCCCCGAAAUGCGCACGAGCAGCAACACCACCAUCUGCCUUCCCACCACACCCUAACGCAUCCGCCACACCCGCCACUCCCACACCCGCACCAUCAGCAGCAGGAUGACUUGGACAUCAAGCAGGAGUUAGUCGACUAUUUUCACGGGGCGCCCUCAGCACCAGCUCCUGCGCCCCCUGACUCUCAUCGUUCCUAUAGCUCUGCAGAAGAGAGUCGCCUACAUGUUGCAGCGGCAGCGGCAGCAGCAGCAGCCGGCAGCGAAGUGGACUUUGUUCAGGAUCUGCGCGUUACAGCUGCAAACAAAGCGGGCGCGCCUGGCCUGAACUUCAGUCACUUCGUGCUGCCUCCACAUCGGCGGUCUAACAGCGGUGAUUCGCUCCUGGAGGAGAAGUACGCCACGGCCAUGCCACUGAAUAUGCGAAAAUUGAAUGCGGCCGCAGCAGCCGCUGCUGUCGGCGGAAGCGCCGCAGGCAAUCUACUCAUGAACUCGCUGCUAUCCUCGCGCGACAGUAUUUCAGAUGCGGACAAUGACGAGGCCACCGAAUCGGCAGCCAGUCCGGGUCACAUAAAGAGUAGUGCUUCCGCGCAAGGCGAUGCCUCUUCGGCGGCGGCGGCUGCAGCGGCCGCCCUCUAUGCCGAGAGUCUGAGUCGUGACGAUUACGACUUUAUUGGAUCGAAUGUGUCCCUCAAGCUGCGCAAUAUGGAUCGUACACAAAGGAUUAUUGCCGAGAAGCUUAUCAGCGAGGUGCUCUACUAUGGACAGUUCAAUGAGUUGGAGCGUACAGCACGCAUUCAGCCCAAGUGACAUUGGUGAUUGUCGUUGCUGGGCCAGCGG
This is a messenger RNA of Scaptodrosophila lebanonensis, 2774 nucleotides long. Its product is annotated as homeotic protein female sterile. The transcript has 3 exons. The coding region runs from base 642 to 2744 and encodes 700 amino acids. The record is from RefSeq and is a predicted model, not a curated record. Lineage: Eukaryota; Metazoa; Arthropoda; Insecta; Diptera; Drosophilidae.